Molecule: messenger RNA, 2777 nt
Organism: Caenorhabditis elegans
Lineage: Eukaryota; Metazoa; Nematoda; Chromadorea; Rhabditida; Rhabditidae
Gene: cec-2
Product: Chromo domain-containing protein
Exons: 7
Coding region: 3-1676 (557 amino acids)
Biological process (GO): regulation of gene expression
Cellular component (GO): chromosome
Source: RefSeq, marked reviewed
CAAUGUCGCAAUCGACAUCAUCCGAAGGAAGCGGUCCCGCAGCGAAAAUCGCGAGGAAAAAUUCACCGGAAAAUGAUCCGGAGACGGCGGAAAUGUUCAUUGUCGAUGAAAUAACGGACAUGAGAUACUCGACCACAUGCCGUCAGUUGCAAUUUCUCGUGAAGUGGGCGAUUCCGGGCUCUGAAAUGACGUGGCAACCGUUGGAUGACUUCCCAUUCGGGCUCAAUCACUUUAGUAUUCUGGAUUAUCGCAAAGAUCACGAGGAAAAGUACGAAGCAUGCUUGCAGAAACAGCGGCGCUCAAAAGUCAUGAAGGACGACGAUCGAAGCUGGAAUGUGAGCCGAAAUUCGAAUCGCUCAAGAAAUCGCUCAAAAUCGUCGUCGAAACCUGCACAACGAACCGAGCCGAUGACCCAACGCGAGAAAUUUGACGCAAUUCUUCAAAUUUCCGAGAUUUCCCUGGAAAAACAGUACAAACUUACCAAUAAGAAGGUCCCGCGGCGAUCACAGUUCACAGAUCCGGAUGCGCCGAAGAAAAAGUCAAAAGGCGCCCGCCAUUAUCGAGAUCAAAAUCUGAAAACCCUAUUCAAAUCCUCGCUUAUCAGAAAAUACAGAAAACCACAGGAGUCCGACGAUGAUUUGGAGCCCGAUGUCGCCCAGGAUUCACCCGAAAACACGCCCGCGCCGCCGACGAAAUCGCCAGAAAGUUCGGGAUUUUCGGAAAAUUUGGAGAAUUUGGGCGCCAAUACGCCCUCGCCGAGCCCCGAUUUUGAGGAAGAGCACUUGGAAAAGAAGCCGGAAACUGGGAAUUUGACGGAAAAUCGACCGAAAAGGGUUUAUAGCCACGAAACGGCCGAAUCAAUGGAAAACUACGCGAAACUUCUCCUCUACACUGCUUUUGAUACAAAAUCCUGGGAAACACUUGGCGGUCACAUCAAAAACGGCUUCCGACUGAGUUUUGUGUGCUCCAACGGGCUCACAAUCAUCGAAAAUGUCGUUGAACUCAAUAAAAAUCUGAAUAAAUUCAGUGAUUCGAGAGAAUCUCGAAUGGUCGCUGAUUUGUUUGAAUUACUCCUCAAAAAGGGUGUUGAAUUUGAUGAAAAGACUUUACCGCCAACAAUGUGUGCCGCCGUCCGUUCCACCCGUUACGACAUUCGCCGUGAUUUCCGUUGCCUCCAUAAUCAAUAUAUUGAUAAACGUCCACGAAUGUGUGAAUGGUUCAGUGCCACCGGCGGCGGCGGCUCCUGCGGCACCACCGAAAUUUGCACAUUUUGGAACAACGACGCUGGCUACCUUCCCAAUACGCACCAACGCUCGAAAUUCCACGUGGAUUUGAGUGAAUUCACUGGGAACAAUUUGGGGCUCCUCGCGUUUUCAAUGGCAUGGCACGAGGAUUUCAUCGAUAAUAAUUCUGGGGGGCCGGAAAUCGUGAAAAAUAACCGCUUCAACGCCCACAUCGAUGUCCCAUGCUUCACCCUUUGGAUGAACGGAAAAAUGUGCGAAAAACUUGAAAAUUCGCAUGGAUUAUCGAUUUUUCGGCCGCUCGGCACAGUGCUCGACGUCAACGAACUGAAAAUCAAGAUUACUGAACAUUCGUCACGUUUUGUCGCAAUUUUGCCGGUUUUUAAUUUGAAUUCCGACUGGAAAAAUUGUUUUUUUCCCCUGGAAAAUCAAUAAUUAUCGAUUUUUUUCUGUUGAAUUCGUAUUUUCUAUAAUUUGCCGUCGUUUUCACUCGAUUUCCCACUGAUUCAUAAUAAUUUUCUUUAAAAACCCACUGAAAAAUCGAUUUUUCCGCUAGGGAAUUAAUUAUUAUUGAUUUUUUUUUGAUAGAAAAUCGAUUUUUAUCGAUUUUUCGCUAAUAUUUAAAAAUCAAUUUAUCCUAAUUUCUCACUGAAACCCCCCCCCCCCCUAUUGCUAUCAUGAAUUCAUGAUAGUUUUCUUUAAAACCCACUGAAAAUCGAUUUUCCGCUAGAAAUUUAUCGAUUUUUCGCAAAUUUUUCAUCACUUUUUCCCGAUCUCGUUGUUUUUAUCCCGAUUUCAUGUCAAAAAAAUCAAUUCCGAUUACAAUUCCAUGACCAAUUCUAAAUUACAGAAAAAUCGAUUUUUUACGAAAUUUAUCGAUUUUUCGCUAUUUUUUCAUCACUUUUUCCCGAUCUCGUUGUUUUUUUUUUGAAUUAUUGCUAAAAAUCACUUCCGAUUACAAUUCCAUGACCAAUUCCGCCCAAACUAUCGAUUUUUUGCUUGAAAAUCGAUAAUUUUUCAACCGAUCUCUUGUUUUCUUUUUAAUUAUCAUUAAAAAUCACUUCCUCUCACAAUUCCACCACCAUUUCCGCCAACAAAAUCCACAAAAUUAUCGAUUUUUCCGCCGGAAAAUCGAUAAUUCCUGUUUUUUUUGUAUUUUCCCCUAUUUUCUUAAUUAAAUUGCUUGUAGAAUUGCCUAGUAUCCUAGAAUUCUAAUAGUAACCGCUAAUAUUAUUGAUUUUUCCAAAAAAACCCUGAAAUUAUCGACUUUUACCUAAAAAUUGUCGUUUUUCUUCUGUUUUUAUUGUGUUUUUUCGCCGAAAAUUGUCGCAUAUUGUUAAUAGAAUCUCAUUUUCUGCCCAACAUGGCGCAAUUCUUUUAAUUUACCCUGACUAAUGUGCUUUUUCUCACUUUCUACACCAUUUUUGUGAACUUUUAUCGAUUUUUUUUUCUCGUGAUUUUCCCCCAUAUAUCAUUGACCUACUUCACACAUAUGCAACUUCUGAACACUGGAAUAAAUUUAUUAAUGUUUCAUUA